Durio zibethinus is the source of this 1512-nucleotide messenger RNA. RefSeq names its product putative WRKY transcription factor 9. Lineage: Eukaryota; Viridiplantae; Streptophyta; Magnoliopsida; Malvales; Malvaceae. The record is from RefSeq and is a predicted model, not a curated record. Gene Ontology annotation, biological process: regulation of DNA-templated transcription. Gene Ontology annotation, molecular function: DNA-binding transcription factor activity; sequence-specific DNA binding.
AUGGGAAGAGAUCGAGAAAGGGAAAUGGAGAUUGAUCUGUCCCUGAAAAUAAAUGCUAUAGAAGAAGAGAAAGAGGAUAUGGAUGAAGCAAAGGAUUGUAAGAUGCAAUCAGAGGGUGAUAAUCAAGAAGAGAAAGCUACAGAUUUGCAAGAGGAGACAGCAAUGGAUGCCACAGGGGAAGUAGAAGAUGGUGCACCAUUGGAAUUGUCCUUGCAAGGAAACGGCAAGACAGAAGACUUGUCUGUCCUACAAAUGGAGAUGAAUCGCAUGAAAGAAGAGAAUCAAGUGUUAAGGAAAGUGGUGGAGAAAACCCUGAAGGAUUACUAUGAUCUUCAAAUGAAGUUUGCUGUUCUUCAGCAAAACAACAAAAAGAAGGACCAUCAAAUCUUUCUCUCCCUCAAUGGAAAUGACAACUCAAGUCAAAAACAGCAGGCAAUUCAAAGAAACUUAAAUGACAAUAGUCAGAAACAUGGGUCGUCGCCAUUACAAGAUGAUAAUGAUGAAGAGAAUGAACUAGGGUUGUCAUUAAGCCUAGAAAUCGGUUCCAUUCAACGAGAAAUUAGAGAAGAAGAUCAUAAGGAAGAGCACAAAGAAGAAAGUCAAGAAACCCCAAAUGUUGUAUCAGUGCAAAACAAGCUUCAGCAAAGACACUUAUCUGCAAUCACUAGCCAUGCUGUUUCCCCACUCAACAGGAAAACUAGGGUUUCUGUUAGAGCAAGAUGUCAAACAGCAACGAUGGAUGAUGGGUGCCAAUGGAGGAAAUAUGGUCAGAAAAUUGCUAAAGGAAAUCCUUGCCCACGAGCCUACUAUCGUUGUACAGCAGCUCCAGGAUGUCCAGUCAGGAAACAAGUUCAAAGAUGCCACGAGGACAUGUCGAUUCUGAUUACAACUUAUGAAGGAACUCACAAUCAUCCACUCCCCGUCGGUGCAACAGCCAUGGCUUCAACAGCCUCAGCAGCAGCAGCUUCCUUUAUGUUACUUGAUUCAAGCAACCCUCUCUCAAAUGGUAUCCCAAACUUCAGUCAAGCCUCCCUCCCUAACCAAAACCCUCAUCUGAUCAUAAACUCAUCAGCUUCUCAUCACCAUCCAUCAAACAUUAGGAACAUAAACCUUAGCGACCCUUCAAAAGGAAUCGUUUUUGACCUCACAAACAACAAUCAUUUCGACCAUCAACUGCCAACAGCUAGCUCUUCUUCCCACUAUUCAUCAUCAUCAGCCCAUCGCCAAGUUUUUCCCUGGAUGCCAAGCAGAUUAAACUAUCACAAUGCUGCAUUUGGCACCAGCUCCAGGACAAACGAUCAGAGAGAAUGGAAAUCCGAAGAGAAGUCAUUAGGUGAAAAUAUAACAGCCAUUGCUUCAGAUCCUAAUAAAUUUAGGGUUGCAGUUGCCGCUGCUAUUACAUCUCUAAUAAAAAAAGAAACCCAAAAAACUCAUCCUUUUCCCAUUGGCUCUUCGUUGGUUGUUAGGCAGGGUGAGAGUGGGAGCCCACUCAGCAUUCACCAUAGAAGUUAG